AUGAAAAUACAAAUUGAUUCCAAUGUUCAAAACAAAAUACAAAUUGUUGGAUACGAUUAUAAAUCUUCAUUGGAUCAAGAUAUGUUAGAGUCCGAUUUGAUAAUAAGUCAUGCUGGAUCAGGGUCAAUCUUAGAAUCACUUCGAUUAAAUAAACCUUUGAUAGUAGUAGUAAAUGAAGAUUUAAUGGAUAAUCAUCAAGCAGAACUUGCUAUAGAACUUGAAAAUAAGGGAUAUCUAGUUUAUAGUUCAACCAGCAAUUUAUUAGAAAUUUUAAAAUCCCAAACCUAUGAGAAUUUGAUUCCAUUUCCGGAACCCGAUGCGACAAUAUUUGCUAAUAUAUUAAACGAGGAGAUGGGUGUAUGA
Cetraspora pellucida is the source of this 363-nucleotide messenger RNA. The record is from the annotation of a GenBank genome assembly. Lineage: Eukaryota; Fungi; Glomeromycota; Glomeromycetes; Diversisporales; Gigasporaceae.